GUCCCGCCGAAGCUCGCAGGAUCAUCCGUGAACUCUCUUCAGAACCGUGAUUAAACGACCCUCAUCGCAAAACAGAGUGAAUCGUUCUUCGGCUUUGUUGGGACUCGCGCUGUUGUCUGCAGCUGUCAAUCACACCGGGAUUCUGUUUCCGGGUUCAGCAGCGUGUCCCGGAUGUGUGGAAUAUCGGCGUCCAUAGAAACACCGAUCAGCUGACCAUCGUUUCAGGAGUUGUGUAACGUUUUGUCAUCUGUUAUUUCAGCUGGACAGGCGUUCUUGUCGUAUUAUGAGAGGCUAAAGAACGCGAUUAGGCGCGCGGCUGAAGCGCUGCGGUCAUGUGACCUGCAGAGGGCGCCAAACUCGACCGUUAUUAUUCACGCCUGCGCGCGCCUCCGCCAGUCUCUGUAUCUGCGGCACACAUCCCUCACGAGUCUCGCGUUUAACGGUCGUUAGGACGAGUUUCGCGCGGUUAACGGUCGCUAGGGCGGUUUUUGCGCGGUUAACGGACGUUAUUAUUCAGCGUGAAUGUGAAGAUCGCGUGAAUUGGGCUGCGCGUUUAUUCCGUGCGCGCCGGUAACGCGGAUCUUACAGCUGCGGGCGAUUCUUCAGUAAACGCUUUGAGAGACAGCUACACUGAAAUCAGCAGCGAUCUUCAUCUUCAUCACGUCAAUCUUCCGUCGGUGUGUCGAGCAUGAACGACUGAAGCGGCGCGUAACGCUGUGUGUCUGCUUUGACCUUGAGCCGGUGUUGUGUUCUCGCUCAUGUCAGUCGCUCGGCCUGCAGCAGCGCUCCAUCAGGUUCUCUUGAUUUUCCACCUGUGAGUGUCUGGAGCGUCGGGCACUGCGGCUUCUGCAGAUUCAUCUGAAUGAGUCCUGACUUCAUCUUCUCUGAGUGACAGCUUAAAAUGCUCCAGCGUGUGACUCCUGACAUGUAAAUGGCGUCGAAGGUGCGUGAUGCUGUGCUCUGGUACCAGAAGAAGAUCGGUGCGUACGACCAGCAGAUAUGGGAGAAAUCAGUGGAACAGCGAGAGAUCAAGUUUAUCAGACGGGGCCUGCGGAACAAACCGAAGAAGACGGGUCACGUGAAGCCGGACCUGAUUGAUGUGGAUCUGGUCAGAGGCUCUGCGUUUGCUAAAGCGAAGCCCGAGAGCCCGUGGACUUCUCUGACCCGGAAAGGCAUCGUUAGAGUGGUUUUCUUCCCCUUUUUCUUCCGCUGGUGGAUUCAGGUGACGUCGAGAGCCAUCUUCUACCUGCUGCUGUCUCUCUACCUGCUGCAGGUGCUGGCGGCUGUGUUGUUUCUCAGCGUCUCCAGUCCUCACGGCGUCCCCGUCACCGAGGUGUUUGGCGCCGUCUGGCUGAUGCUGCUGUUAGGAACCGUUCACUGCCAGAUCGUCUCCACACACACUCCUAAAGCCAGCGGCGGCGGCAGCAGCGGGAAACGCCGCAGGAAGUUGAGGAAAGCGGCUCAUUUGGACAUUCAUAGAGAAGGCGACGGCUCUAGCACUACCGAUAACACACAGGAGGGGGCGCCGCAGGGCUCGCUGUCCGCCGGCUCACGCGGCCUCGUCGCUUUCUUCAGAGAUUUCUGGCAUGGUAUCUUUAAAGCGGGGUCUAAAAAGUCCAAGCUGUCCAUCGAUAAGUCUACGGAGACGGACAAUGGAUACGUGUCUCUGGACGGCCGCAUCACCAGCAAAAGCAGCGAGGAGGGUUUACAGCUGCAUGAGCCUCACUGCGACCUGCUGCGCUCCGAGACGCACUGGAGCCUCCAGCACAGCAGACACCAGCUGAUCCUGCCGCCCACGGGCAAGUGUCUGUCUGAGACUGCGGUUCCUCGCGGGGGGGAGAACAUGUCGGAUGAAGCGUCCAGUGAAGAAGACCCAGAGAACUACAGCACCAUCCGCAGGGGAGCGGAGCGCAAGAACAGCGACUGCACGCUGCGCAACAGGAAAGCACACCACUACAAGAAGCAUUACACUGCUGAGGAGACGCUGAAGUCAGGCACCAGCUGCAGCUCACGGUGCUCCAGCUCGCGGACGCAGGACUCUGAGAGCGCGCGGCACGAGUCUGAGACGGAGGAUGUUCUGUGGGAGGACUUCCUGCACUGCGCUGAGUGCCGCUCGUCCUGCACCAGCGAAACAGAUGCUGACGGAUCCGCCGUCUGCUCCGCCUCCAAGAAAGAGUUCAGAGACGACCCGUUUCAUCAGGGUCACGUGCCAUGGCUCCACAGCUCCAAUCCGGGCCUGGAGCGCGUCAGCGCCAUCGUGUGGGAGGGAAACGAAUGCAAGAAAGCAGACAUGUCUGUGCUGGAAAUCAGCGGCAUGAUAAUGAACAGGGUCAAUCUCUACACUCCAGGGAUCGGCUAUCAGAUCUUUGGGAAUCUGGUGUCUGUGACGCUGGGUUUGACUCCGUUUGCAUUCAGAUUGUUCCAGCACAAAGAGCCGGAGCAGCUGGCGUCUCUGUCGGCCGGCGAGCUGGUGUCUGUGGCCUUCGGCUCGUCCGCAGACGCUCUGGUGAUGGCCAUGGUGAGCGUGAGCUUCGUGGUGCGCGUCUGUCUCAUCUGGCUCUUCUUCUUCUUGCUCAGCGUCGCUGAGAGGACAUACAAGCAGCGGCUGCUGUUUGCAAAGUUGUUUGGUCACUUGACGUCGGCGCGGAGAGCCAGAAAAUCAGAAGUCCCUCAUUUCCGGCUGAAGAAGGUGCAGAACAUUAAGAUGUGGCUGUCGCUGCGCUCUUACUUGAAGCGUCGAGGUCCUCAGCGCUCGGUGGACGUGAUCGUCUCCUCUGCGUUUCUGCUCACGCUCUCGGUGGUCUUCAUCUGCUGCGCUCAGCUGCUUCACGUGCACGAGACGUUUCUGGAGUUUCACUAUAACUGGGAGCUGGUGAUCUGGUGCGCGUCGCUGUCGCUGUAUCUGCUGCGAUUCGUCACGCUGGGCUCAGAAACCAGCAAGAAAUACAGCAACACCUCCAUCUUACUCACAGAACAGAUUAACUUGUACUUGAAAAUGGAAAAGAAACCAAAUAAGAAAGAAGAACUCACUCUGGUCAACAACGUCCUCAAACUGGCCACCAAAUUACUGAAGGAGUUGGACGCUCCGUUCCGUCUGUACGGUCUGACCAUGAAUCCUCUGCUGUACAACAUCACUCAGGUGGUGAUUCUGUCGGCCGUGUCGGGGGUCAUCAGCGACCUGCUGGGCUUCAACCUGAAGCUGUGGAAGAUCAAAUCAUGACGGUGACUCUGCAGCGAGUUCUGCUUCCCGAGGCAAACACACGGUGGCGCUGUUUCCCCUCCACAGGGGCUUCCUGACAAUGAACUCUUGACCUGUUGUUCGGUCAUAUCAGAGUGCUUGUGCAAUUCAGCUAUUUAUUUGACCCUUUCAGUGUUUUUUUUAUUCUGAAGUAUUUGUUUUAGCUGUUACCAUUGUUUUAAGUAUUAUUUUAGCUCAUGAUGUGACGUUCUCAUAGGAAAGAUAAUCCAGCGCGGUCUGAUCGGUGAGUUACAGAAAAGCCCCAUCGUGACGUGAUGAUCGUUGUGGAACGGAUGAAACUGACACACACACACACACAACCGAAACUGCCGUUUUUACAUGCGUGUGAGUUUCCUCAGCUGAUCUGCAGUUUUUCAGCUUUGUUUUUAUUCUCAGCAAUAAGUGAACAUUAAUGCAUCUGAUCACACACUGAUUCAGGCGCUUCACACACACACACACACACACACUCCGUCGGUCUGUAAACACACGUGUGUCAGUUAGGAAAGCCUCAAAAUGUGCACUUUAAAGCAGAAAAUGUUACAUGUUUCAGUCUGAGUCAACGGUUCAGUUUUGUACGUGACAGGACAGACGGCGUAACGACCAAAGUGUUUUUCUUCUUCCUUUGUUUGUUUUUUGCUGGAGAUGAAUGUAUUCGACUCUCUGAACUCUGCUUUGUAAAGGUGACUGACAGAGUUACUUUUUUUGUUGUGAUUUUGUUUUUGUCUGUUCUGAGUUUGAUUCAUAUUUCUGUUCAUGGAGGGAAAAUGUUCUGUUACAAAGAAACACUAUUUAAGGAAAAAGAGAAAAGGAGAAACUGAAUGUCUCGUUCGCUUUUCAGAGAGAAUCUUGUGUUUCUAGUUUCUGUAUAUGAAUGUCAGACGUUUCUUUUCUCAGAUGAAGGUACGGCCAGCUUCACGAGACUUGUGCUGGUGUCACUUAUAUUUCAACACACUGUACAAAAUAAAUCUCUCAUGAAAAGUGU
Molecule: messenger RNA, 4220 nt
Organism: Onychostoma macrolepis
Lineage: Eukaryota; Metazoa; Chordata; Actinopteri; Cypriniformes; Cyprinidae
Gene: phtf2
Product: putative homeodomain transcription factor 2
Exons: 22
Coding region: 932-3220 (762 amino acids)
Cellular component (GO): endoplasmic reticulum
Source: RefSeq, a predicted model, not a curated record